Molecule: messenger RNA, 10126 nt
Organism: Antechinus flavipes (yellow-footed antechinus)
Lineage: Eukaryota; Metazoa; Chordata; Mammalia; Dasyuromorphia; Dasyuridae
Gene: ZBTB44
Product: zinc finger and BTB domain containing 44
Exons: 6
Coding region: 613-2403 (596 amino acids)
Biological process (GO): positive regulation of gene expression; regulation of transcription by RNA polymerase II
Molecular function (GO): RNA polymerase II cis-regulatory region sequence-specific DNA binding; DNA-binding transcription factor activity, RNA polymerase II-specific; protein binding
Source: RefSeq, a predicted model, not a curated record
GAGGGAGCGGAGCAGCGACAGCGGCGGCGGCGCCCGGGCCCCGCACGCGCCGCGACCGCUUCCCCCCUCCCCCCAACCUCCCCCACCCCUUUCCCCUUAUUACCCCCCCUUUCCCCUCCCCACCCCGCCGGGAGAACGCGAGCUUCCUCCACGCUUCCCCAACAGCCAACCGCCCCCCAACGGCCGCCCGCGCGAGCGCGCCGCCGCCGCCGCCGCCGCUCCCCUCUCUCACCGCCCCCCGCCGCCGUCGUGAGGGGGUGGCUCGCUCGCCGCCUUUCCGCCCACCUCCGAGACAGCUCGGCCGCCGCCGCCAUGCCCGAGCCGCAGGCUCUCCACCGGCCUAGCCGCGGCGGCCCGAGAUAGGGUCCCCGCCGCCGCCGCCCGGGGGAGGAGAGAGGGAGAGCGAGCCAACCGUGCGCUCCGCCCCCUCCCCCUGGGGCUGUCGCCGCCGCCGCCGCCGCCUCCUCCGUCGGGCGGGGAAGAGGAGGAGGAAGAGGAGGAGGAGGAGGACCAGGCCGCCGGGCCCCAGCACCGCCGUCGUCACGGUUCUCCACAGGACAUUUCUGAUCCAUUUGCAUCACUGAAGAGCAUCUGUAGAAGAGGAAGGAAAAGAUGGGUGUGAAAACAUUUACUCAUAGUUCCCCUUCCCACAGCCAGGAGAUGCUUGGAAAACUAAAUAUGCUUCGAAAUGAUGGACAUUUCUGUGAUAUCACUAUUCGUGUCCAGGACAAAAUCUUUCGGGCACACAAAGUGGUAUUGGCAGCUUGCAGUGAUUUCUUUCGCACCAAACUUGUUGGCCAAGCAGAGGAUGACAGCAAGAAUGUAUUGGAUUUGCAUCAUGUUACAGUCACUGGAUUUAUACCCCUUUUGGAGUAUGCUUAUACAGCAACUCUGUCAAUUAACACAGAAAAUAUUAUUGAUGUCCUGGCUGCAGCCAGCUAUAUGCAAAUGUUUAGUGUUGCCAGCACCUGCUCAGAGUUCAUGAAAUCAAGCAUUUUAUGGAAUACACCCAACAACCAACAAGAAAAGGGACUAGACGCUGGGCAAGAAAACAAUACUAACUGCAGUUUUACCUCUCGAGAUGGUAGUCUUUCUCCAGUGUCUUCAGAAUGCAGUGUGGUAGAAAGGACCAUUCCUGUUUGCCGAGAGUCCCGGAGAAAGCGCAAAAGCUACAUAGUUAUGUCUCCUGAAAGUCCACUUAAGUGUAGCACACAGACAAGUUCUCCCCAAGUGCUAAAUUCUUCAACUUCCUAUUCAGAGCCUAGAAAUCAACCAGUUGACUCUUCUUUAGCUUUUCCCUGGACUUUUCCAUUUGGAAUUGAUCGAAGGCUUCAGUCAGAGAAAGUUAAGCAGGUAGAAAAUCCCAGGACUUUAGAACUACCAGGCCCGUCUGAGGCAGGUAGAAGAAUGACUAGUUAUGUGACAUGUGAGAGUACAAAGGCUAAUUUGCCUUUGACUACUGAAGAAGAUGUACAGGUCAAAGUGGAAAGGUUAAGUGAUGAGGAAGUUCAUGAGGAAGUAUCCCAGCCUGUCAGUGCAUCUCAGAGUUCGCUGAGUGAUCAGCAGACAGUGCCAGGAAGUGAACAAGUUCAGGAGGAUCUUCUAAUUAGUCCCCAGUCGUCUUCUAUAGGCUCAAUAGAUGAAGGAGUUGCUGAAGUUACAACACUCCAAAACUCCUCUGGCACCAAUACUCAUGCAGAUGAUGAAGAUCGCACAGAACGACCAAGUCCAAAUGGUCCAGAUAGGCCUUUUCAGUGUCCAACUUGUGGAGUCCGAUUCACUCGCAUUCAGAACCUUAAGCAGCACAUGCUUAUCCACUCAGGCAUUAAACCAUUUCAGUGUGAUCGCUGUGGGAAAAAGUUCACCCGGGCUUACUCGCUAAAGAUGCAUCGCCUAAAGCAUGAAGGUAAACGCUGUUUCCGGUGCCAGAUAUGUAGUGCCACUUUCACUUCCUUCGGGGAAUAUAAACACCACAUGCGGGUUUCCCGGCACAUUAUCCGCAAGCCUCGGAUUUACGAGUGCAAAACUUGUGGCGCCAUGUUCACCAACUCUGGAAAUUUAAUCGUUCACCUGAGGAGUCUGAACCAUGAAGCGUCAGAGCUAGCAAACUACUUCCAGAGCAGUGAUUUCCUAGUACCGGACUACUUAAACCAGGAGCAGGAAGAGACCCUUGUUCAGUACGAGCUUGAAGAACACAAUUUUGAAAGCAGUUCAUCUGUCCAAAUGCCUGUCAUUUCACAGGUCUCAUCAACUCAGAAUUGUGAAAGCACUUUUCCCUUGGGGUCUCUUGGUCUGACAGAAAAGGAGGAAGAAAUGCCAGAGCAGCCAAAGACCAGUGCCAGUACUGAGACAAUUAGAGAUGACCCCCCAAAAUUGGAGCUGUCUUCUAUUACUAUUGAAUAAUUUCAUGGCUUGGCAUCAUUUUUUUGUUUUUGUUUUUUGUUUUAGAAAGUGCCUGUGCUUGGUCCUGUACAUUUUUAAUUUAAUUUUUUAAAGCAGAGGGUAUAAGUAUGUAUGUGUGCGUGUGUGGCGGGGGGAGGGAAUCCUUUUUACUUUUGUUAGCUAUGCUUUAAACAGAAAACUGCAACAAGUGUCACAUUUUUCAUAACAGAUCACUCUUAAUAUUGAGUGUACAAUAAGAUCAUGUGAAAUCAUAAUAGAAGCUGUGAUACACUUAAGGAAAACUGAAACAUUUAACUAAUUUCUUCUUCCACCAUUAGCAUAAUGGUGGUUGUCUCUUACCUGCAAGCCAUUGAGUAAAGAAGAAAUCAGAAGAUUUUUAAUCUGACUGAAAUGCAAAAAAAAAGAUGCCAGAAAUAAAUUACCAUACAUACCAAUGUCCUAAGUAGAUAUUUAUCCCUCUACUCAGGACUUUGAAGAAUAUUUUGUAAAGCCUACUGUUUUCUUGAAGUGUUUACAGUAAAGUUUUUGUUGUCAAAUUAUUAUGGUAAAUAUUUCUGAUAAUUAACAAAAUUGCCUUUUUUGAAGCUGUGUCCUUUUUUAUGGUACUUCAUCCAAUGUUUCAACAUUAUAGAAACACUCCUCCAAAUAUAUAUUUCUUGCAUAUGUGGAGGUAUACAAGAAACAAUGUUGUGUUGUGUUUUUUUGUUUUGUUUUUUUUAGUCCAUCUGUGCAUUUAGAAAUUGAGAAUAUAAGGAAGAAAAAUACUAUACAUUCUGUCCUUACAGAAACUAGUCUAUACAUCUUCAUGCCAUAAUUUUUUUGGAUGAAAAUGUUUACCUUGAGCAAUGACUGUUGAUGUUCAGAUAGGUGGUUUAUUGUCCAAAUCUGUUUUCUUCUUGCCCCCAUCUUCAUUGUAUUUUACUUUUCAAAUAUUCGUCUAGUAACAAAUUUACUGAAGAAAAACUAUUGGAGUCUUUUAUGUUUAUAUAUAUGUAUGUGUACUGUUGGGGUAUUUUCAUUAUUCUUGUUUGGGAUAAAAUAAGGAAUUCUCUGUAGAGGCAAGUUCUUAACCCAACAGGAGAUUGUUUACAAAAUGCCUAUGUGACAGUGAUAAAUUGUCUUUUUCCAAAAUAAUUUAAACUAUUGCCAAGUUUAUUUAAGACAGCAGUUACUAGAACUUAUACAAAUAGUUAAAGCAAUAAAGUUAGAAGUUCAUGGUUCCAUCUUUCCAGCUUUAAAAAAGAUUCAGUUGGAACUAUGGUGGUCUUUAUAUUUAUGAAGUCAUCUGCAACAGAUCUGACAAGUACCAUUAGGGAUAAACGGUAACAUUAGAGCCUUAGAUUAGUGGGUAUUUCUCAUGCUGCUAUGGUGUUCGACUCCCUGAGUCAGAGUUUGAAGCGUCUGUGAUGCUAGUGAUUAUGUUCUUCUGUAGUGAUCUAGUGCCAUUAAAGCAUCAUUGAUCUUGAGCCUCCAAAGAAAAUAUAUAUUGAUUCCAUGGGUUAUGAAUUUGAAGUAAUCCUUUAGUUCUCUAUAUGGUUACCCAAAGUAAAUUAUAAAAGCACUUGGGUGGAAUAUGAAAAGGAAAUGCAAAAACAAUACCUGAUUAAAGCCCAAAAUAUUUGCAUUGUUGUCAAGUGCUGGGCAGUAAUUGUAGAAUUAUUUUUUUAACAAAUAUGCUAAUUUCAAUGGACUAUUUUCCAUUUCAAAAAUUGACUAAUUUAAUUAUCUAAAUUUAAUCAAAUUUUGGGUUGUUUUUCUUUCAUAGCUUUCUUUAUGAAGGUAAGAAUGCUAUAGGUUAGAUUAUAAAUUAUAUUCCUUUAUAACAGUCAGAACUUAGUUUAUUCUGAAGGAUUUUAACAUCACAUAUUUUCUAAUUUUUGCAAACACAAAGAUAGGUAAAGUUAACUCAUGCAGAUUCUUCUUAGAAUAAAGGUACUUACUCAACCUUCUUCAAAGUGUUCUUACCUCCUCUUUCCAAUCUUGCUCCCAUCACUAUACCUUGCUUCCAUGAAACUGUUUCCAAUUUUCUUUGCAAAUAUAGGGCUUACCUGUGAACUUUUUAGGAAGAUAAGUAAAUAGUAUAUAUCACCAGUCACAUUUAUUUACUGACUGGGUUAUUUUUUGCAACAGUUUGUGAUCUUUUUGAAAUAGUGCUUGCACCCAUAGUAAAGAAAAUAAACUUUUUAAUAAGCUGUCCUAGUUUUUUCUGUUUCAUAACAAAUGAAACAGAAUUUUUAAAUCAAGGAGUUAGUAGAGUUCUUAUUUCUUUGGAUGGGAAAAAGCAAGAUAAAAGUAUCUGUAGAGAAUAUGAAACAUUCUUUUCUACAUUUCUUUUUGACAUUUUAGUAUCUCUUCCCUUUUAUUUAAUGUCUAACCACAGCUACAGAGGGAAAAAAGCAGUAUUGAGGGUAGAAAGAAGAAGUAGAAUUAAGUAAUUCCAUCCAAGUUUCUCCUAUCUUCCUGUCCUGAGAACUGAAGAAUAAAGAGCUCUACACAGUAGUUGCUCUCAAGGCAGGCUAGCUAUAUUCUAAAUGUGAGAUAAGCAACAUUGAGUACUUUCUACAAAUGGAAAUUUCAGAUGUCCAGGUUUCCAAAUUGUGUAAAUUUUUAAGAACCAUUUCUUAAAAUUUUUCUAAUUCCUUAGUACUUCAUUGCUUCCCUAUCCCCCCCACAAAAAACCCUAACUUCUUCUAAGUAUUUAGCAUAUAUUUUAUAUGACAACAAUUAAAUGAAAUGCUUUGUUUUUGAGGAAAGAAGUAGUUUAUUUCACUGAAGUACAUUUAGUACAAGGAUAUUUGGCUUACAGAUUUGUUUUUAGGAAAUUAAACUAUAGAAUUAUUGCAGGUAAUAUUUGAUUAUGUUUAUUUGUAAUUUUUUUUAAAGGCCUGAAAAUAAUCUUUAUCACUAAUUUCUAAAAAAGAAUACAAAUGGAUGAAAAUACCUAUACUUAUUUUGUUUUCCCCCAGAAAUUACCAUCACAGUAUUUAAGUAUCAGAUGUUUUCAUGUAGGUCAUCUAAUAUAGUAAUCUUUUUAUGUCCCCAAGAACUUAGUGUUAAGUUUUAAAGGGCUUAAAGUUUUAGGGAUGUAUCAAAAACUGCCUUUUUUUAAACUAAGCAUUUUAUAUAAGAAAAGCCUUUAUUUUCAAUCUUUCAGCUACUAAAUAAGUCUAAUAUAGUUUAGAAAUGAGCAGAAGUGCUCAUAACUAACCCUGUGGUGCCAGCUAUCACAGCUACAUUGUCUCUUAAUUCCAUUAGCAAUGGUAAAAGUUUACUAUGCCAUUAUGCAUAACAUUAUGUAUUAGUCAUCCUUUUAAUCCUUAUCCAUAGCCAUUUAACAUCACCAAUGUUCUUGUAUUUUAGUUGUAAAUCAUACAGGAAAGAGUGACAUCUAAAUAUUGGGAGGGUAGAAUUGGUACCUUUGUUACUGUGUUUUAUGUUUUAAUUUUUUAAUAAUAGGUCAUAGGUGGAGAGUCUUAAUGUUAUUAAAUAUUAUGAUGACCCAUAAUUUAAAAAAAAAUUGAGUUGGAUUGCCCUUAAUUUGAAUUUUAUAUAAGAUAUAUGGUUAAUCCAGUAUUUUUUUCCCUAAAGUGCAAGUUGACUUGAGAUUAAAUGUUUGAGUGGUUAACCAAAGUUUAUUCAGUCUUACACUUGUAUUAUACAAAAAUAUUUCAAAUUCAAUUCUGGUUUACAGUAAAUAUAGUUAUACGUGUGUCCUUUAAUUCUUUAAAACAAACAAACAUCUGCUGUCUUGCUACAUUAUUUUUUCAAUAGAUUAAAUUUAAUAGAAUGCUUAGCUAAACAUCCUGAGCUGAAUUCUUCUAGUAUAUGCAUUCUUGACUAGAGGAGCUCCUUAGAAACUCUUUUAGCUUUUUUCAGUCUGCUAUGGUUAAAUUAUUUCUUUGCCUAUAUUAAGAUCUGAUUGGCCUAAGAGUUAGUGCAGUAACCAAGAAGGAUCUUGUUUAUUGGUUUUCAUUUUGAAGAUUGUUUUAUAAUACUUUGGUCUUUAUAAUACAGCCCCUUCCCCAAAGUAUUUACAUUUACAAUUUAAUCACAGUAAUAAUUCAGCACAUAAAGGUUAUCUUUUAACUGAAAAUUUUUGUGUUUUAACUGAGAGGAAUUUAGGGGGUUGUUAAUGUUAUUGAUAUCUCUGGCUUAUUUUCAGAGACUACCUCGUGGGUGUAGUUAAAUACUUUUUCAAAUAAUUAUAAUGAAUUUGAGAGAAUAUUAGCAAUAUAAAGUAGAUAUGUAAAAAGAACAAAGUACCAAAAUGACUAUGACUAUUAUUGACUUAAGCACUCAAAUAUAAACUUUAGAUUUUGAUAGCUAUUUGAAUAAGAAGAGAACUAGUUUUCUUUCCUUAAACUAUAAAAUAAAAUUGGGAAUCACUUGCAAAAAUGGUACUGUUGAAUAUAUAAUUUGAGGAGUUUAUAGAGCAAUGAAUAGUCCUGUAGGUUUCUUAAGUUAUCAAAUUUAAAAACAUUAAAUUGAGCCAUUAUUAGCCCAUACCUGCCCCUCUCUUGGUUUCAGAAUUGUUGGACAGUAUGACUGUUACUUCUAUUUUCUUAGGGAGUCCCCUAGUCAGCCUUUAAUAUUUAGUAGACAGUAAAGAUUCAAGAUAAAACAAAUUAUUCUGAAUUAACUUUUUAUUGGACCAAUGUCAGAACCAUUGAAGAACCAUUUCUGACAGUUGAGAGUAUCAUUUUACAUUCAAUACAACUAAAUUUUACUUGAGCCUUCAGCUGUUUGUGGGAGUAUUUUAAUAGUUCUUAUUUUCUUUUUCAAAAGAAAACUGUACCUUCAGCCUAUCAGUUCCUUUUUACACUUGAACUAAGCACUGCAUUUUUCUAUUUUGUAAUAAACUGAUAACUCUUAGACAAAUUUAUUACAUCAUAAUGAAUGCAGUUUUUGUGAUAGGGAAAAAACUAAAAGAAUUGUUUAUGAAAGUGAGAGUCUUAAAAGAGAAAAACUUUUACUACCUUACACACUAAAUUCUCCCGAGAUAAGAUUUUCAUGUUUGUAAAAGUAGUAAUAGACACUUAGCAUUUAUCCUUAUAAUGUUGCUGAGGUACACAAUUCUAAAUUGUCAUUAUAAAGUUCAUUUCAUGUCUCUAAAUAGCUAAGCGCUCCUCUCUAUAGGUUGCAAAUAGAUCUACUUUAUACCAAAUUUUAUUCUGUAGCAAAUAUUGUUCUAUGAAGUUCUAGGUGUACAUAAUAGUUUACAGAGAGCUAAAGAUUUGAGCUUAGAAUUUCAGAUAACUGAUUACAAAUGUAAUUUUUUAUUCAAACUUUAGGAAAAUACUAUUUUAGUUAUUUAAUUUUGAAGUGCCUGAUUUAAAACAAAUUCUUCAGUUGCUCACUCUCUUUUAAAUUUAUUGCAUUUAUUGAUUAAGCCUUUAGUCUUGAUUUGAACUGAUCUUUGGAUAUACCAUCACUUUGUUCAUUUAAAUUUUAGUUUUGUGGUUGUUAAAAUUUCUGGGUUCUACAAACACACACUUUCUCUCUCUCACAUACACACACACAUACUCCAAUUUCUAACCAUAGCUGAAUUUGAUGGUACAAUUUAAGGAAACUCUUUCCUUUCAUGCUUCGGUAUCCAAAUAAAUUGAAAAUCAGUUUCUGGACAAAUUAAAUAUGUCAUGGAUGAAUGCUCACAUACCAAAGUACAUCUGCUGAGGGAGAGAAAGAUGGUUCUUCCCUGCUUUGAGGGAGCAUUAAUCAUUUCCCUCUUGAUGUACGUUAAGUUCCUGUGUUAGCAUUAGUAAAAACUUUGUUCAUUUUAGGAGAAGUCUGUCUCUAGGCUCCCUAGGAGCAGAUACUACUUAUCGCAAAAAAAUCUCUUGUUAAAUUAUAAAUGCUAUUUUUCCUUAAGCGGCUUGUUCUGAUUGUCAAUUUAAUUCUCGUGUUGAUAAAUGCUAUCUUAAAGUCUCUCACACUGAGAGAAUAGCAAGAUUUUGAAAAUUGCACUGCUUUUCAACUUUCAGGUGUCUGAUAUGAAUGGUUCACAUCAGGUAUUUGGAAGGAUUAAAACCACGAACUUUGUUCUUUUUUUUUCCUAACAAGUAAUGGCUUCCAAUGCUUACAUUACAAGAUAUUUUAAAACAUUGUUUUAAACUUAAAACAAAACAAAACCCUAAGGACCCCCAAAACUUGGUUUUGAUCUAAGUUUCCAAGACUUUUAAUUUCUCUUGUUUCUGGUGCCUCGUGGUGCAUCAGAUAUUGCCUGCCUCUUUUUAGGGCAUCUUUGUGGCACCUUAUAUCCAACUUGGAGGAUAGUAUAUGUCUCAGUUGCACAUAUACCAUCUUUUCAAAAGCCAUUUUAUAAAAGUCCUAGUAUUUUAAUAUUUAAAUAUAUAUAUUUGUGAAAGAUACUUUUAGAAUGGACCCCUUUUUUUUAAAAUUCUUUUUUUAGAAUAAAAUGAACUUUCCAAGACUUCCUAAUUGUCUUUCUCUAUAGCAACAUAAAAAGAUAGUCAAAUUGAGGUCAAAGGCCAUAACCCGACUAUCAUAUAAGAAAAUGGUGGUGGUUAAUACAAAACAUUAUGAAAAGCAAUUACCCUUAAAGAGACACAUGAAGGAAAUGAUACAUCAUUUUAAUGCAAGAACUAGAUUUUUUUAUAAAACUACUUUUUUUUUUUUAAAUAAUUUCAUAUUUGCUGCCAUAGUAAAUAGCUCAGUGUUUUACACUGAGUAAACAACUUUACUUGUUAGCUCUAAGUCUGGCCCCACCAAAACAAACAACUAAAAAAAAAACAACAAAAAACAAAUACUAGAUGAAAACUAUACUCCACUGUCUUCCAGUAUACUAACUGUUUUGUUUAACUGAUGCAUGCUUUAAUAUUUUGCCUAUAUCUCUGGAAACAAGGAAAUUUAGGGGUGAUUUUCUUAACCCCAACAUUUUGUGACUUUCUGGGCACUGACAGUUUGUAAAACUCUUAAGAUAGGAUAUUGCUGGAGGGAAAAUGUGAAUUAAAUUAUGUGGGUGGCGGCUGUUGUUUUUUCUCCCACUUUUUUACCCCCUUCUCCUGCUCAUAACAACAGUAAAACUUUUAACUGUGCCAGUCCCCAAUCACCAGCUUUAUAUCUGAUUGUCAUCUCAUUCAAAUAUAGCUUCUUUUGGUGACAGUGGCCACAGUUAAAUUACUUGGCAUGUUUAACUUUUAACAACAGAAAUGGCUUUUGUUUUGCUUUUGUUUCUUUAAUGUGUACAAUGUUUAAAAAUUCACAUUUUAUAUACUAGUAUCUGGCUAUUAGUAUUUUUCAGGAACCAUAGUUCUUGGUGGCUAUAUAUGUGUAUAUAUACAUAUAUAUAUAUUUUUGUGACUUUUUGUAAACUAAGUGCCGUUUAAACGUUACAAUCAUUUUUAGAGUUAUUGUAAUCAAUGUGAAUAUCAUGUUUUUUCAAAUCUGUUCUGAGCCUGUAGUGUUUGCUUUGUGAUCCUACAUGUACUGUAUAUAUUCUGUAUAGUAACAUUGUACCGAAAUACUAGCUUGUUUGAUAUAAGAAGAGUUAUGUAUUGAGUACUUUUUUGCUAGCCUGAUUGUUUAAUCUUUAAAAAAAAGUUUUAAAAUGCAAAAAGAAAAAAAUUUCUCCAAACUGGUCCUUAUUGAGGUCCAAAAUUGAGGUGCAGUUGGGCAAAAAAAGGCAGGGAAACACUGGUUUUGAGUGUCUUUGGAUAGAAACAUGAGGUUAAAAUUUUUUCAUUAAAAUAUAUUAUUAAUGUUU